UUUAAAUUAUUAUGCAUAAUGUGACUGUCUGAGUCCUGUACUGGCCCUACUGUAUCCUUAGUUUCAUUUUGCUUCUUGCGAAUUUUUAAAAUGCUUUGGGCAACUUAUGUCUUCUAAAAUUUAAGCUAUCAACCUGGCUUCUCCUGUUUUUCCAUAUGAUAGUCGUAACAGCUGUUUGCUAAAAACAUUUUAUGGAACUUACUUUUAACAACCCUAAUGACAUUUUGGUUAAUACGUUGCUGUCAAAAGAUAUAUAUCUUUUAGUUUGUUUUGAUUUGUGCUAUGUUCAUGGCUGCUUUGUUUCAUGGUCACAGUUAUGUCUAAAAAAAUUUGUGUAAGAUAUUUCAGCAUGGUAGCAUAUAGCCUAAAUAACCUAUUCUUAGAGUAAGGCAGAUUGUAGUCACAUGAGUUUCCUGUCAGCAUAACUUUUUAAAACCAAGUGUCAAUUUUUUUUUUUUUUUUAUUAAAUUUAUAUCAUUCUUUACAUGUGCUAAGUGUCGAGAAACACAACUUUUAACUAGAACUCCUAUGGUGUUGUUGUAGCCUAUUGCGUCAUAGCUUAUCUGGUUAUAAUUCUAGCACUUUGUGCAGAAAACCAGGGUUCAAUUUCCCUUGGCAGCUAUUAAAUGUGGGCAAGUGCAUGUUACCAUAGCCCCAGGUUCUCAAGCCAUGUGGGGAAAUUGGGGAUAUGGUACAAUAUGUGGGCUGUUGUAUGCUGCAGGGAGUUAUCUGGUAGAGUGCAGACCCUAAUUUGGUCUGUGUAUAACGCGAAAUAACCAUUAAAUACUCUAGGCUCCCCAUUUUAGCCAUGGCCCCUCCUGGAAAAAAUAGAUGGUAAUAUAUAUUCCUCGAUAUUUGUAAGGCUAGCCAUGUAAAAUAUGCACCUAUUCUUGCCUCACUCCUCCUCUGAUCUGUUAUAUUCGCAAUUUUCUUUAAGCAUUGUGUGUUAUUUUGUGUUUCUAACUUGUUAAUUUGCAAAAGAAGCAAAUUAUUGUUUGUCAGUACAUUAUUUAGUUUUUAUAAUGUAUAUGCAUGAUUGCAUACAUUUAGACGUAAAAAUAUCUACAAGAUGGUAGGUAUAUGACUUCCAAGAAUGGCUUUAUCAAACAUUCACGAUGUAGCUCAUCAUAACAAUGAACAAAAGGGUGUAACUGGUAUUGCUGAAGUAACUGAUGAGGAGAAGCAUUUUCGUCCAAAUCCUGAUGCUAAGCCAUUUAUUCCAAAUCCAUUACCAAUUGCUCCAACGAACUGGCAUUUUUAUCCAAACGAGAAUGGAAAGAGUGUGAACGGUUAUGUUUCGCCAUUUUGGGUCCAUCAACCGGUUGAUCCUGAGAACUUAAUAGUAGCAGGUUCCUCAGCAAGUACGAAUACUCUCAAAAAACACAUAGCAUUUCACUUAGUCUCAAAUGUAUUAGACGAUGAAGUUCCUGAAGACGUGAUGAAGGAGCACAUUCCUGUCCUUAGCCCAAGAAUGAAUUAUCCUCACCCUCACCCGUUGACGCAAGAAAGGAAUCAGUACAAUAUCACUGGGAAUAAUAUCGUUGAUGCGUGGCAUUCCAAUACAUCGAAUUUUAACCUGCCACUCAAUGUGGAUAGAUCAUCUUCUGACAAAAGCUCCAUUAACAAUAAGUCAAUUCAUGAGAUUUGGUCUCCGGAUCCCUCUCCGAACGGAUUAAAUAACCUUUCACCAAGUGACGAAAUGUUGAAUCAAUACAACGCAACCAUUCACCAGUCGCAGCAAGUGAUCGACAGUCCAAACUCGUUAGAAAGCCCUGAGCUGUCAUUUGAGCAGGUGCAGACCGAAAUGCUAAACCAGCAUGUCGUAUACAGUAAUGAGAUAAACCAGGAAAACAAUAAUGCAAGCAAUCAACCCCAAUAUUGUUACCAAAACCUUCCUUCGCCUGUGUUCCAACAAUACAACUACAGUCCUGGUAUACAGCAUCAACAUAGUGCGGAGAUUUACCCCAAUGUUAUACCGCCAACAAAAAGCAACAUCGUGAUGGACAACGCCAGACCUGUUGUGAUGGAUGCGCAGAGUUACUAUGGCAACCCGCAUUACGUAGGUGGUUACCACUACCCUGAUGUCAACAAGAACAGAGUGAGACAUAGGUAUCAUGUUUCGCAACGCCCUGCUCCAGCUGUAUUAUUCGACAAUCAAAUGAGCAGCGUAGAGGAGCUGGGGAUAACAUUGGACGAAUGUCGAGAUCAGUUGAGACAUUUGGACAGAGAUUUUAAGAAGGCUGAUCAUUGUUUAACAAGUCAAUUUCGUUUACGUAAGUCGUCACUGGGUGAAGGUAGCCCUGUGAAAUAUCCGCCCAAUGCAACAAGAGUGGACAAACUUAUUGUUGAUCAACAAAGACAACAUCAAAAGGUGGAAUCUCUCAUUGGAAGAAUCGAGCGUUUGGGUUUUACGCCGUUACAUUCGAAUGUAGGAGUCACGUUAGAUUUGUGGUUGGGUGCGAUUAAAGACUUGCGAGGCGCAAGAAAGAACGAAUUAGCAAAUAUGAGCGAUACCAAUAGUGGUUACAGUAAAUCGCACACUCAAAAUGAUGUGAUGAAUUUGGUUUCUGCUGUCAGAGAUUUGACCAAGCUGACUCGAACAGCACGCACUAUAGUAUGGUGCGCCAUACAGAUGUUAUAUGCAGGCAAGUUCAGUGGAUCCAGCAGCGGGGAGUGACUGCCAAAGAAAGAUAAUCCUGGGAGCAGUACACAUCUGAUGCAAAAUUUCAAACCUCUUGAAAUAAAGAGUAUUCACGACAUAAAUGUUUGUCCAGGUGUUUAAACUAGCGACAGUUAGAAAUCUGGUUGAACACGUUGACUAAUAACUACAGUUAUAAUGUACUUUUUUCAAUUUUCAAAUUAAAACGCGACCAAAUUUUUACAAAAGUAAACAAACGAAGCAGAUUAUCAUAAGAGCGGAUUAUUGGAUGUCAUUUAUUGGUGGUUUCUACGUGCUGUUUAUGUGAAGAAUGGUUUCUAUUUGCGUUAUUUAUUAAAGAACGUUUAAUGUGAAUUAUAAUAUUAAUGAUUAUUACUUUAAAAA
Molecule: messenger RNA, 3043 nt
Organism: Hydractinia symbiolongicarpus
Lineage: Eukaryota; Metazoa; Cnidaria; Hydrozoa; Anthoathecata; Hydractiniidae
Exons: 7
Coding region: 1094-2677 (527 amino acids)
Biological process (GO): meiotic cell cycle; male meiosis I; mRNA stabilization
Cellular component (GO): cytoplasm; nucleus
Source: RefSeq, a predicted model, not a curated record